UGUGUGUGUGUGUGCGCGCGUGCGUGCGUGUGCUGGUGUGUCCCCCCCUUCCGAGGCCAGCAGCAGCCGUAUGGGGAAAGCAGCAGCGGACACAGAUGGCACGGACACUCGCGCUCGGUCUGCCGCUCUGCCCUGCCUGCUCGCCGCCGCCGUCUCUCUCUUCCAGCUCGCUCCGCCGCCCAGCAGCACUGCAGCACAGCACAGGCUAACGGCAUGAGGCUGGAUCCAGUGCAUUUCUCCAUGCUGGUCAUCGGGGUCUCCUUCGCCUGUUACGCCCCGAGUCUCAACUCCCUCCAGGACCAGGCGUACCGAUCCGCCGUGGUCAUCGAGGGCGAGGUGCGCUCCUCCCCGGAGAACGUCUCCUCCCGGGAGCCGUACAGUGUGAAUGUCAAAGUGCUGGACGUGUGGCCCGUCAACAGCGGCGGCCUCGAGAGGGAGCAGCUCGUGACCGUCGGGGACUUCGGCUCCGAGGCCCCGUGCACCACGGUGGAGAAGGAUCACAGAUACAUCUUUUUCAUGGACCCGACCGCCGAGCCGUUGGUAUUCAAGGCUUCUUACGCCCCCGUGGACGCCAGCGAGCCGGAGCUGAAGAAGGAUGUGGACAGAGUGCUGUGCGAGGACUGCGCCACUGCUCCGAAGCUGCGGCUAAUGCGAGGCCAGACUCUGAUGGAAGGGGACAAGCUGUACUUGAAGUGCGAGGCAUCGGGAAACCCCAGCCCUUCUUUCCGCUGGUACAAAGAUGGACACGAGCUUCAGAAAGGCAGAGACCUCAAGAUAAAGACCAACAAAAAAAACUCCAAAGUGCAGAUCAGCCGUGUCCGUGUGGAAGAUUCUGGCAACUACACCUGUGUGGCUGAAAACUCAUUAGGACAAGAGAACACCACAAGUAUAGUCAGCGUGCAGAUCUUGACCACCACCAGUCCGUCUCCAGGCAUAAGCCACGCGAGGCGCUGCAACGAGUCGGAGAAGGCCUACUGUGUGAACGGAGGAGACUGUUACUUUAUUCACGGUAUUAACCAGCUGUCCUGCAAGUGUCCCAAUGACUAUACGGGGGACCGAUGUCAAAACUCCGUCAUGGCCGGUUUCUAUAAGCUUCUCAGAAUUGAAUUUAUGGAGGCUGAGGAGCUGUACCAGAGGCGGGUUCUUACCAUCACAGGCAUCUGUGUGGCAUUGUUGGUAGUUGGCAUCGUUUGUGUUGUGGGCUACUGCAAAACCAAAAAGCGGAGGAAGAAGAUGCAGAGUCACCUACACCAGAACCAGAAUCAGUGUUUGGAACAACCCACCCGCAUGCUGGCCAAUGGGCCCAACCACCCUGGACCAGGUCCCGAGGAGAUUCCCAUGGUUGACUACAUCUCCAAGACCGUCCCCACCACAGAGUGUGUGAUCAGCCAUGGCGCUGAGGACGCAGGAAACUACGCAGGAAGCCGAAUGUCCACCCGCUCCCAUCACUCCACUACUGCCUCACAUGCUUCCAGACACGAGGAGCAGACGUGGAGCAUAGAGCGAACAGACAGUAUAAACUCAGACUGUCAGUCAGGAGGCCUGUCCAGCUCUGUGGGAACCAGUAAAUGCAGCAGCCCGGCGUGCAUGGCGAGGAGAGCCGCCCACUGGGGCUGUACUGAUGCAUCCAGAGCCGGACUGCAGUACGGAGAUUCUUACGACUCACUGAGGGACUCACCUCACAGCGACAGGUAUGUUUCAGCGCUCACCACGCCAGCUCGCCUGUCUCCGGUGGAAUUCCACUAUCCCCCACUCCCGCCCCAGGUGCCCACUUUCCAGAUCACAUCGCCCAACACAAGCCACGCCCUCUCUCUGCUCCCCGCUGCCGCCUCCUACCAGAGAGAUGACAGCCAGCCUUUGCUACGAUGCCCUGAUGAUGGAAGUUUAAACCGGCAGCCGCGGUGUCCGCGGAGACCCUAUCUGACAGAGAGCACAGGCAGUCUACCUUCCAGUCCCUACCGUCUCCCUGACGAAGAGGCCUACGAGACCACGCAGGAGUACGCUUCUUCACGUGAACCCAUCCGGAGUCGGAGACGUCCGCGACGCAACCGCCUCAAUGGACACAUCUCCCAACGUGCAGCAGGCCUACGGGACUACAGCUCUCAGAGCUUCAGCCAGUCAGAGGAUGAAGAGGAGGAGGAGGAAGAGGAUGCUCACGGGGAGAGCACACCUUUUCUCAGUAUGCAGAACAUGAACAUGGACCCGCCCUUAAGCGUUCCAGGUUUCCGUUCAUCAUCUGGUGCAGACACACGAACUCACCGUGGGCUAAGUCGGCCAGGGACUCGGAGUAGCGGGCAGAACCGCGGCUCUCAGUCGCAGCGAUCCAAGGCUGACAAUAUGCCGCUUUAAGACUCAUUACCCCCCCCACGACCACCACCAGUCACCCCUCUA
Thalassophryne amazonica is the source of this 2391-nucleotide messenger RNA. RefSeq names its product pro-neuregulin-2, membrane-bound isoform-like. Gene Ontology annotation, biological process: nervous system development; intracellular signal transduction; animal organ development. The transcript is spliced from 13 exons. Gene Ontology annotation, molecular function: signaling receptor binding. Lineage: Eukaryota; Metazoa; Chordata; Actinopteri; Batrachoidiformes; Batrachoididae. Bases 214 to 2349 code for a protein of 711 amino acids. The record is from RefSeq and is a predicted model, not a curated record.